GAUGCCUCUUUUUUCACACCUAGGUGCUCCAUAUAGACUUGAGAGCUUAGAAACACCACUGACAACAAGGAAGAAGGCUGUUAUGUGGACAGGAGAACAUGGCUUUUUUGAUCAUGCAAAACCAGCAAAAGGAGAGAGCCAGGUUUUCUACCCCACUCCCCCAAAGACGGUGCUGCCCAACCCAAAACUUCGAAACUGGGAUUUGACGCUAUCGGAGAGGACAAGCAACAUCCUGAAAAACUUGGAGAAGACCCUUUGGGUCACUUCCUACCAAAUGCAGUACACAGGAUCAGGGCCAGCAAAUCCUUUGAUGACAGAUGAUUUCAAGGAAAAAAUGACUAACUUCGCUGGGCUUAAUUCACACACGUCAGUUCUGCAAGAAAGGUCGCAUCCUGUGUUUGUUCCUUCUAAAGCAAGGCAAGGAUGUAGAAAAAGACUGGGGAGCAAUGUCAGGAGGAGCAGCUGCAGUCCCACUGCUGCUGAACUCCAAAAUACAUCUCCAACUCUAAACCAAAGCGCUGCCUCGGCUGCUGUGAACCAUCCACAAGAGAUCACAGCUAUGCGUAAUGAGGCACCAGAUCUGAACCAAAUGGGUCAUACUCAAUCAGAGUGCAGCACUAACUCCACAAAGGCACAGCAGACUGAGCUGUCCCAGGAGGUCUUACGCAAGCAGCAAGCUCAGUGCAAAUGCUCUGCGCAUAAGGGCAGAAAGAGGGAAAACUGCAAAGUCCAGUUUGACAAUGUCAUGCAAGGAUCCCCAUCACAGAGCAACCAAGAGGCUAAUGCUGCCCAGAUCACAAACACAGAGCAACUCUGGGACCUCUCCAACCGUUUACAUCCCCAGGGGGAGAUAGAAGUCAACAGAGAGGAAAGCAUGUGUGUAAAGGAUGUGCCAAGAAACAAAAAACUUUUUAAAGUUGGAAGAAAUAUACCCAGCUGUAGUCCACUACUUGAAGACAGAGACCAGACGAGCAGGGAAUCACAUCCCAAAUUGUUACCAGGAGCAGAGGACAGAGAGCGGCUGCAGGGCAACUCUAAUCCGUGCAUCAUGCCACGCCCUCCUGUCCUGCCAGGCAGUUCUUCCAUUGGGACUGUGGGUAAAUCAGGUGCAGCCCUGACCCUAUUAGACCUUCAAAAUUCAUUCAGUAAGUCAGAAGCUCAUCGCAAGUCCAACAGCUCCAUCACUCAUGCUGCUGUGAACCUUAGAGACAACGUAGUCUGUGGGAAAAAACACAACUUCUAUGGGAUUAACUGCUACUACAUCCGUGGAUGACCUUCCAUCCAGCCACUUUUCCCACUUAUCCAAUUCAGUAUUGCAAGGAUGGAUAGAGUUGUUCCCAGCUGUCAGAGGAGAAAAGGCACGGUACACCCUGGACAGUUUACCACUCUCACAUUUACACCUACAGCCAAUUAACCUAACCACAUACACGUUUUUGGACUGUGGGAGAAAGCCUGAGGACGGGAAGAGCAUACAGACUCCACACAGGAAGGCCCUGUCCAGCUGGUGGAUUGAAACCCAGGGCCUUUGUGCUGUUAGGCAACAGUACUAACCACUGCAGCUCCCAUAUGGCCUUAUAAACAUAAUUUUAAUAUCUCAGUAAAGCAAUAGCAGUUCUAAUAACCUGAAACCUGAAAGUAACUUAGUAUUAAAAUUUAAAUGACUGCAUGUAUUUAACAUUACUUAAGUGUGACUUUUCAUAACCAAAGAUGCUGUGGACAGUUUUUCAGAGGUGUUUUAACACCUAUAGAGCGAUUUAUUACAGGUUUCAAUGUAGGUUAUUGUUACAUAACACCCACAUUAAAGACUUCUUGGCACAACUAAAAAUGGACUUUCAUGGACUAACCAUAAAGAAUACAGCCUAUUCUGUGCAAUCGCUCAUAUGACUAUAGUCACAUUUAA
Oreochromis aureus is the source of this 1900-nucleotide messenger RNA. RefSeq lists its product as uncharacterized. The transcript is spliced from 4 exons. Gene Ontology annotation, cellular component: centrosome. The coding region runs from base 2 to 1273 and encodes 423 amino acids. The record is from RefSeq and is a predicted model, not a curated record. Lineage: Eukaryota; Metazoa; Chordata; Actinopteri; Cichliformes; Cichlidae.